Messenger RNA from Chelmon rostratus (copperband butterflyfish), 5795 nucleotides. RefSeq names its product ubiquitination factor E4A (UFD2 homolog, yeast) (gene ube4a). Bases 159 to 3416 code for a protein of 1085 amino acids. Gene Ontology annotation, cellular component: cytoplasm; ubiquitin ligase complex; nucleus. Gene Ontology annotation, molecular function: ubiquitin-ubiquitin ligase activity. The transcript has 20 exons. Lineage: Eukaryota; Metazoa; Chordata; Actinopteri; Chaetodontiformes; Chaetodontidae. The record is from RefSeq and is a predicted model, not a curated record. Gene Ontology annotation, biological process: protein polyubiquitination.
CAGUAUUCGAAACGGGAAAGAAAACAAAAACGACAGUCAGAAAGAGGGAAAAGAAAAGAAACGAAGAAAGAUUUUUUUUCAACAAACAACACUUUUCGAACUUUGAAUAUAAGUGCUGGCUGGGAUCUUGGAUGGAGUGAGUGUUGAGCCCUAGUGAGAUGACCGACCAGGGCAACAACAACCAGAACAUCUCCUGCAACCCCUUUGCUGCUCUCUUCAGCUCACUGGCUGAUGCCAAGCAGUUUGCAUCAGGCCAGAAACCACAACAGGUGUCUGCUGAACCACCAUGUCAGACUGUAUCUUGUUUCACAGUGGAGGACUCGGGAGAGAGCCAGUCAGAGUCAGAAAACUCUGUGUCAGACAGCGUUGAUGACAAUGACGACUCCGUGGCAGAGAUCAGCCGCUCCUUUCGGUCCAGGCAGGAGCUGUGUGAACAGCUCAAUGUCAACCACAUGAUCCAGCGAAUAUUUCUCAUCACUCUGGACAACAGUGACCCCAGUUUGAGAGGAGGUAAUGGGAUCCCUCCUCGCUGUGUUUACUUGGAGGAGAUGGCUGCAGAUCUGGAUGGACAGGACUGGCUGGACAUGGACAACAUAGAACAGGCUCUGUUUAACCGUCUGCUGCUGCUAGAGCCAGGAAAUCACCUCAUCUACAUGACGUCAUGCAGUGCUGUUAACUUGUCGGCUGACCGUGAUGCCGGAGAGAAGAGUGCCAUCCCUUAUCUUUUUGCUUGUUACCAGAGGGCCAAAGAGGAGGUGACGAAGGUACCAGAGAAGUUACUGUCGUUUGCUGUUCACUGUAAGAACCUGACGGUUUCUAACACACGGACGGUCCUGCUCACUCCAGAGAUCUACAUCAGCCAGAAUGUCUAUGAACAGCUUUUGGACCUGCUGCUGGAGGAUUUAAAUGGAGCACAGCCAGAGGAGGUGGUUGAGUUUGUGGAGGAGGUCAUUGCUGGCAUACUCUCUGACCAGGAGGUUCGUACCUUUGAGGAGGUGAUAGUUCCAGUGUUUGAUAUCUUCCAGGGACGCAUCAAAGACUUGGACCUGUGCCAGCCUCUCCUGUACUCCUACCUAGAUGUUCUGCUCUAUUUCAGCCACCAUAAAGAUAUUGCCAAGGUACUGGUGGAACACAUUCAGCCGAAAGACCCAGCUAAUGGUUUACAGUACCAGAAGAGCCUGCUGGGAGCGGUGUUGAGUAUCUCCUGCUUGUUGAAAACCCCAGGUGUGGUGGAGGGACAUGGCUACUUCCUGAACGCCUCCCGCUCCAGUGCCCAGGAGACCAAGGUCCAGGAGGCUAACAUCCACCAGUUUAUGGGCCAGUUUCAUGACAAGCUGCACCAGAUCUUAAAAAACUUGCUCCAGCGAUCUGGUGAGACACGGCACUUGCUGCUCUCGUGGUUGGGCAGCUGUCUGCAGGCUAAUGCUGGCCGGGCCAAGAUAUGGGCCAAUCAGAUGCCAGAGAUCUUCUUCCAAAUGUAUGCCUCAGAUGCAUUCUUCUUAAACUUGGGUGCAGCACUGCUGAAGCUGUGCCAGCCCUUCUGCAGGCCACGUUCGCCCAAACUGCUCACAUUCAACCCUACCUACUGCGCCCUCAAAGAGCUGAGCGAAGAAGAGAGGCGCAAUCGCAAUGUGCACGCAACAGGACUCGACAAGGAAACCUGUCUGAUUCCUGUGCCCCCGCAGCAGCCGGUGGAGUCUGCACAGUCCUACAGCCUGCUAACUGAAAACCUCAUCCUCACACAACUCACCCUGCAUCUUGGCUUCCACAGACUCCAUGACCACAUGGUGAAGAUGAACCAGGAUCUCCACCGGCUCCAGGUGUCGUGGCAGGAGGCCCAACGAACAGGCAACCCGAUGUCAGAGCAGCUUCGGGAGCGGUUUGAGGGUCUGAUGAUUAUUUAUCUGUCAACCAAAGCUGCCACCACGCAGCCUGCCAUGCUGCAAUGCUGCCUUAACCUCCAAGCUUCCACCGGUGCUCUACUGGUUCAGCUUGGUAUGGGGAACCAGGGGCCUGAACAUGUAGCACUCAGUUUUCCCCUGCCUUCCCUGCAGAAUACUAUGCUGUGCUAUGUACCAGAGUUUUUUGCAGAGAACUUGGGAGAUUUUUUCAUCUUCCUGCGUCGAUUUGCGGACGAUGUUUUGGAGACUUCUGCAGAAAGUCUGGAGCAGAUUCUUAACUUCAUCACUGUCUUCAUGGGUAACGUAGAGAGGAUGAAGAACCCUCAUUUAAGAGCAAAGCUUGCAGAGGUCUUAGAGGCGGUGAUGCCCCACAUGGAGCCGGUGGCUCUUGGUGCUGUUCAACCAAUUGUGUUUCAGCGAGAGAGAGUCUUCUGCACCUACAGGCUUGCACCUCAGCUGGCUGAGGCCCUCAUCACUGUGUUUGUAGACAUUGAAUUCACAGGUGAUCCUCAUCAGUUUGAACAGAAGUUCAACUACAGAAGACCAAUGUAUCCCAUCCUCAAGUACAUGUGGGGCAAAGAGAGCUAUAGAGAGAGUAUCAAGCAUUUGGCGCACUACGCAUCUGAGAACCUGGAGGCCAUGAACCCCCCUCUGUUCCUCAGGUUCUUCAACUUACUGAUGAACGAUGCCACCUUCCUGCUGGAUGAAGCUAUUCAGUACCUGAAGAAAAUCAAGACUCUGCAGCUGGAGCGGGAUCGGGGGGAGUGGGAAGGCCUGGCCCCCGAUGCUCGAAGAGAGAAGGAGUCCAGUCUGCAGAUGUUUGGACAGCUGGGACGCUUCCAUAACAUCAUGUCUAAUGAGACCAUCGGCACACUGGCCUUCCUCACCUCAGAGAUCAAGGGGAUCUUUGUGCACCCCUUCCUGGUUGACAGGAUCAUCUCCAUGCUGAACUACUUCCUGCAGCACCUAGUGGGCCCCAAGAUGGGUGCCCUUAAAGUCAAGGACUUCAGUGAGUUUGACUUCAAGCCCCAGCAGCUUGUUUCUGACAUCUGCACCAUCUACCUGAAUCUGGGUGAUGAGGAGAAUUUCUGUGCUACAGUCCCAAAGGAUGGACGAUCGUACUCUCCUACCCUGUUCUCCCAAACAGUUAGGGUACUGAAGAAGAUAAACAAGCCUGGGGACAUGAUAAUGGCUUUUGGAGUCCUUGCUGACAAAAUAAAGUCCCAUGCAGACCGACAGCAGCAGGAAGAGGAGACAUAUUCAGAUGCCCCAGAUGAGUUCUUAGAUCCAAUCAUGUCCACUUUAAUGCUGGAUCCUGUUCUUCUCCCUUCCUCCAAUGUCACGGUUGACCGCUCAACUAUAGCAAGGCAUCUCCUCAGUGACCAGACGGACCCUUUCAACCGCAGUCCUCUAACCAUGGACCAGAUCAGGCCAAACGAGGAGCUCAAACAGCAGAUUUUGCAGUGGCUGGAUAAGCAUAAGCAGGAGAGGCUGCAGCUGGGACCCAGUGGCUAGCCGUGGCCUCUCGCUGUGACAAACGAUGACUGCAUCCUUGUUUCCUUUCCUGGCUCACUUCUCGCGUGCUCCUCUGCUUCUUGGCUAAUCCAUGGUGUGCUUGCCUCUGUGGAUUUCCUCCGACUCCUCCGGUCCGACUAACAUUGCAUUAGCCUUUUCACGCAGCCUUCAUGCUCAGUGGAUUCUCUCUGUGACAACAGUCCAGGCAAACUGUAGCCCACCGGCUGGUGACAACUUCCAUGCACAGUAGCUGUUCAACUCUCAUGAUGCCCUGUGGUAACAAUAGUAGGGUGAUUAAACCUCUCCCAGAAUACUGUGUACUAAUUAAUUAUUAUUGCAAUCAGAACUGUGGCCAGAAGUAUCGUUUCAACAGGACUUGUUGAAUGUACUAUUUGAACUCCUGACAGACCAGCUGGCCCCAACCAGAUUUUAUACUGCAAGGUAAGUAUUUUUGGGAACUCUUAAGGCAGAACAUGGAUGGGAUCGUUUCUGACUUGAUUUGACCAUCAAUACAUUAUGCACUGCCUUUUUAAAAUCUUGAGCACCCUAUAUUUUAGCACUUUUGGUUUAACUUCAUGCAGCAUUGUAAAUAAAAUAGCAAUUAAAAGUAAGGCAUGAGUAAAACUGAACUUAAUUGUGUGGGACUUUUAUUUUAGUGGAAAUAAUCUAGAUGUACUUGGAGAUGUUCGCUGUAAUAAGAAACCUGUAUCAUACAAUCUUACUUUGAAAUCUGCACUUACACAUGUAAUGAUAACAGUCGUAACAUCUUAAGGUGCACUUGCCUUCAGUCAAGCACUAAUUAAAGAGCUUGUUAUCUUAGAACUUGCUAUUUAACAUUUGUUGGAUAUAAGGAUUUGAAUUAAUGUUAACCACGUUUGAAGGAUGAAGAACAUACAAACAAAUUAAGUUUACCUAAAAAGUCCAGAAUGUGUACUGAAAUUGCUUGAUUGUUGCAUGUGGCCUUGAUGGACACCAUUGUUCCAUCUGUAAAUGUACGAGCUGUUCACAGCAGUUACAAAUGAACACCAAUUGACAGUGGUCAAUUCAGGGACAUCUGAAAAAGCAAACAAACAAAUAGUGUAGUAUCACAGUAUCAGAAAUGGAAGUGUUAGAUCCUUGGGAAAUUACUUUGCUCACAUACUGUAACUUCAGGGCAUUCAAUCGUUUCCAACUGGACCUCGUCAGUUUGUCUUAGAAGACGCCUACCUAGUCAGACUACAUAGGACAGCUCUAGUCUGACUAGAGCUGUCCUAUCUAGCCAGUAUGAACUGAUGAAGCCUGCUCGGAUGAGAGACGAAACGUCUUCCAAGACAAACUGACGAGGUCAAGUUGCGAACGAUUGAAUGCCCUGAAGCUUACAAUGACCUGGAUGAACGAGAAUAUUCACAGGCAUACUGUAACUGUAAAUGUGUCUCCGAUUUUAGAAAGUGCCCUUCAAAGUUACACAUGACAUGAUAUGGCCGUGCACUGGCUGAAUCAUACUCCUAAUGACAGGGAACCAUGCUUCACAAUAUAUGUACGAUGUCUAUUUUUACUAAAAAAUAAGAGAAACGACUAGUUAGCUGACUGAUUUGUGUGCAUUUUUGACUGAGCUGAAUGGUUUCUCAGGUGGAUAUUUCCAAAGUCAAAACUCAUGGUGAAACAUGAGCUUGCAAACACAUGUAGCUAAGUUAUUUCCAACAAAAACAAACCUCACAAUGUUUUCUCAGUGCACUUAUGUCAACCAAAAAAAAAGCCAAAAUAUCGGGUGUUCAAUCAUUAUUGACUGGCAGUGUCUAUAAUAGUCAUUGUCAUCCUUUGAAUUAACAUUCAGCAGAUUAACUGAUGUAUCCUGAUCUACCAUUUUGAACAGAUUUUUUGUUGUGUGCAAGCAUAGUGUAUUAACGUGGGCAAACAGUUGAUCAGUAGAAUCGGUGCCUAAAACCAAGAGCCUUGCAGCAAAUGUCAGCGAAUGAGGAUCUGACUUGUUUCAUACUCUUAAGAGACAUAAUUAUGAGUUUGUUUCUUUAGGGCAUAUAGGGAGCUGCGGAUAGAAUAUGAAAGAAAGACGAGCAGAAAAAGACAACCUGUUUUUUGAGAAGCUUUUUGAAUUAAAGACUUAAUUCAGAAUCAAGUGUAGUUGUACAAAAAUGGCUAAAUGGGAGAGACGGAUUACUGUAUGUAGUUGUUGGCAUGCCCUCAUACUGUAUGUUGAAUAUCUACCACCUGAAUGAUUACAUGGGUUAAAUUAUAAUGCAAUAUUUUUGUUUUAAUUGUGAUUAUAAAAUGUUUAUUUUGGAUGUACAGUAUGAUUCAGAAAUAAAACUAAUGCGUUAUAUAAGACAAUUAUGUUGUCUUUCAGAAAUAUGGCAGAUUUCAAUCCAUUGCAAUAAACUUAUA